AUGGUCUUACCUGCUCCAUCACCGCGGCCACCUGAGUUCCGUGAAUUGCUUGCUCUGGAUCCUCGUGCAAACGCGGGGAACUACUGGAACGGCAAGUCUUGGGACAUCGAGGCCAUCAACAAAGACAUCCGAACUAGGGUGGGAGAUCCAAAGCCUGUGCGAGAUGGACGACGAGAUGGAACCUUUUCAGCCCUUCUUGCAGCUGUGCGUGCCAGUGGAGCUCCUCGCUCUCCUGAUAGGCGAAAACCCAGCAGCCCACGGCGGGGAGGAGCGCGCAGCUGGCAUGCUAAGCAACCAGAGCGGUCAAAAACUGGUAUUGGAUUGCACCCCAAAGGCAGUGAGCCAGCAUUGGGUUCAAAGGUUGUCCCUGAAAGGUUGCCAGAUGCAGACAAUGAAGGUAGACCAUACAAUUUGAAGCUGGUCGUCGUGAACUUCAACAAUGUUGGGACAAACUUUGGUCAUCUCUUUGACAAAGAAAGGGCCGGAGGAAAGUUUCAAUGGGAAGGUGUCCGCCGCUGUGUGAAGGAGUUAACAAAACGACACUUCAAGAUCAUUGGCGUAAUCUAUCAGAAUUGGAAAGGCUUCGAUGGCGACGAAUGGACUGAAGGUGUUCCUGAGGACAUUCGAAAUGUGUGCGAGUCUGUCCAAGAGACUCCUCGCAUAAGUGGCGAGAACCAAAAGGGCGCCGAUGAUGAGAUGACUAUCAAAUGUGCAUAUCAUCGAAACUGUUGCAUCCUGGAUAAUGACAACUACAAGGACUGGCUGCACUUGCUGCGCAAAGAAGAAGUCAGAGAGUGGUAUCAAUUCAGCCAAAAACGGGUGCACAUGAAGUACUUCUUUGACUCUCAAGUGGGAUUCUUUGAGACUUUGGACGGAAAUGCUAUGAGAGGAGCUUCGGAAGAGCGAGAGGGGAGCCAGAGAGACGGAACACGGCGACGAAAACGGAAUCGAAGCAGAGCAGUCGAAGCAGAAGAGGGAAGGAUUUUUGUACCUCAAACGCCGAAGGCUUUGCUGGGUUGCGUCACGCCACCUGAACUGGGCUCUACGCCUGUCGCAACUCCACAGUUUAUGGUUCCGACUGAGACAGGCUUCCGCCAGCAUAGAGGGCCUACAAUCACCAUUCCAUCUAUGUCCACACCGAGAAGCGCGGACAACCUCUUGGACUUGACGGCAGAAGAUCCAUCAUCAGACGCAAAGGGUGUGAACACCGUCACAGCCGGCUGGCCCGUCCUUUGCACAGCAGCCCAGCAGGGCAACAUGGAAUCUGUGCGACAGCUUCUGGAAGCGAAACCAAUCGGUGCAGAUCCAAAUAUUCCAAAUUGCUUGGGUGCGCAUCCUUUGUUCUAUGCACUUUGCCACUGGAGAAUCCGGAUGUUUCGCCUUUUGGUGAAACAUGGAGCAGACAUCGGCAGGGCGAGGAGCGAGAAGAAGGAGUCCCUGAAGGACUAUGCGGAAAGGAAAGUGAAGCAGGCAGCUCAACUGAAGCGCUUUGGGGCGGCGUACUUUGCGUCGCCUUCACGACUGGAGCUGUUGCAGGCAGUUGGUGCGCGAGGAGCAGCAAGAGCUGCUAGGAAAGCAGCUGCGGCGGCAGAGUCAUCCCGUGCCAAGCGCCGAAGAGUGAACGGCGGUGGAUCGAUAUCAGUGCCUUCUCGCAUGUCUGCAUGCCUGGAUCCAUAUGGAGGCAGUGGAUCCAUUGACCUAACCGCUGAUGGGGAUGCGGAGCAACUGCUGCAAGCUGGAACACUUCGAGCAGAGGCUGAUGAAGGUAUGGACGGAGUCGAGGGAGACAGCACCAAGGAAGCCAUCGAAGAAGGAGAUGCUCCCGAAAUGGAAGACAAUGAACUUGCAGCUCUGUUGGGUGAAGCUCUGCGUGAGGAUGAUGAGGAGCAUGUCGAUUCUGCAGCGGAUGCCUUUGGCCAAUACCCCGAGCAAGAUGGGAGCAAAGGGGUCGAAGAGCCUGAGCCACUCCCAACUGAGACUCCAACAUGA
This is a messenger RNA of Durusdinium trenchii, 1989 nucleotides long. The record is from the annotation of a GenBank genome assembly. Lineage: Eukaryota; Dinophyceae; Suessiales; Symbiodiniaceae.